AAACGUAGGAGAAAUGUCUCAAUCUGUAAAAACGAAAAGGACCAAAGAGGAAGACAUGAUAGUCAGGAUCGUAACGGAAAAUCCCAAGAGUAAGGAUCUAGUAUCGAAAAAAUGUGAGGAAAAUUGUUUUAAAGCAGGAUUGGACAAAGGAUAUCUAUUGGGAUCAGCUGGUUCUUCAAGGAAGCCAAAUGUUUCGAUUAGUUUCAAGUCAGCAGAUUCAAAUACGAAAUCUAGGGAAGAAUGAUAUUAUGUCAAAUUCGCAGUCAGCCAUAUUCAAAGUUCGACAACAUAUGAAUGACGUUGAUAUGCUAGAGUAUCCUGCGCCAAAUGUAAUCAGAAGUAAUGGAUUGUGGAUUAAUAUGGAUAGACCAGAGAAGAGCAUACUAUAUUCCGCAUGGUUACAACGAUUUGAAGGAACUCGUCGAGUAAACGCUAGAUUGGGUAAUUAAAAUUCUCAUUACGUCGGCGGCAUCUUGAAACGCGCCGCGGACAAUAGGCUGGAAACGAAGUCGCGGAUUGCAAGGAUAGGAUCGUGCCGUGGAGGGACAGAGGGUGAAAGCAUAAAUAAAGCCAAUUGGCUGAAAAAGGAAGGACUCUGCGUCAAAAUGUAUGAAAAAAUUAUA
Molecule: messenger RNA, 623 nt
Organism: Mycetomoellerius zeteki
Lineage: Eukaryota; Metazoa; Arthropoda; Insecta; Hymenoptera; Formicidae
Exons: 3
Coding region: 189-449 (86 amino acids)
Source: RefSeq, a predicted model, not a curated record